Molecule: messenger RNA, 2478 nt
Organism: Acanthopagrus latus (yellowfin seabream)
Lineage: Eukaryota; Metazoa; Chordata; Actinopteri; Spariformes; Sparidae
Gene: yap1
Product: Yes1 associated transcriptional regulator
Exons: 8
Coding region: 577-1890 (437 amino acids)
Biological process (GO): hippo signaling; positive regulation of transcription by RNA polymerase II
Cellular component (GO): nucleus; cytoplasm
Molecular function (GO): protein binding; transcription coactivator activity; transcription corepressor activity
Source: RefSeq, a predicted model, not a curated record
AGUUUUUUUUUUUUUUUUUUUCUACCAAGUGAGCUGCGGAGAUUUGUUGUAUACGGACUAUGAAUCUUUCUUGUGAGAACUUCCACUAGCAGCUUCAGCUCGGCCGGAGCGCAGGAACACUUGGACAGACUUUUGCGUUUGUUGUGUUUAUUUUCUCGUGUUUCGUGGCCGCGUCUCCCUUUUUUUUUCCCCCCUUUCUUUUUUUUUUGGGAAAAAGUUGGGGCCGGACGACAACAUAGAUUCCAGUGUGGUGUAGAUAUGCGCUUUGUUAUAUUCACAAGUAUGCCAGCGAGAAACAACAGGGAAACGGUGUGUUUCACUGCAGGUAUCGACAGCUAACACACUUUGGAAAGAAAACUCCAGUCCUCGGCUGCUCAACUCUAGAAUGACUCGGGACAAGUUUUACUGACUGUCGUCGAGAUUUCCUGUUUUCCUGCUGUGUGAAGAAGAAGAGGGAACAAAAACAAAAGUUUGGGAUUGGCUCUAAACUUUUUUUGUGAGGGUUUUUUUUUUUUUUUCCUGACCGCGACUUUUUUUUUUCCCGGACACCUAAAGUUCGCAGACUUUUGGGGGACAAUGGAUCCGAGCCAGCAUAACCCUCCUGCCGGACACCAGAUCGUCCAUGUACGGGGCGACUCAGAGACCGACCUGGAGGCGCUUUUCAACGCCGUGAUGAACCCGAAAAACACUAUCGUCCCCCCUUCCGUGCCCAUGAGGAUGAGGAAGCUGCCAGACUCCUUCUUCAAACCUCCUGAACCAAAGUCCCAUUCCAGACAAGCCAGCACUGACGCUGGGAGCGGCGGCACGCUCACGCCCCACCACGUCCGUGCACACUCGUCUCCGGCCUCCCUGCAGCUGGGAGCCGUUUCUGGUGGCUCCAUGUCUGGCAUGCCCCCGACGAGCCCCAACCCUCAGCAUCUCCGUCAGUCUUCUUAUGAGAUUCCUGAUGACGUGCCUCUGCCCCCGGGGUGGGAGAUGGCCAAGACCGCCUCUGGCCAGAGAUACUUUCUCAACCACAUUGAUCAGACCACCACUUGGCAGGAUCCUCGCAAAGCCCUGCUCCAGAUGAACCAGGCUGCCCCGACCAGCUCUGUGCCAGUCCAGCAACAGAACCUUAUGAACCCGGCCAGUGGUCCUCUUCCUGAUGGCUGGGAACAAGCUAUUACAUCAGAGGGAGAAAUUUACUACAUCAACCACAAGAACAAGACCACAUCCUGGCUUGACCCACGACUUGACCCACGCUUUGCCCUGAACCAGCAGAGGAUCACCCAGAGUGCCCCGGUGAAGCAGGGAGGGCCGCUGCCUCCCAGCCACAGCGGAGUCAUGGGAGGCAACAAUCAGAUGAGACUGCAGCAGAUCGAGAAGGAACGGCUGAGACUGAAGCAACAGGAGCUGCUUCGACAGAGACCACAGGAACUCGCUCUGAGAAAUCAGCUGCCUACCAGUAUGGAUCAAGAUGGCAGCACGAACCCUGUGUCCUCCCCUAUGGCCCAAGAUGCCCGGACCAUGACAGCCAACAGCUCUGACCCAUUCCUCAACAGCGGGACCUACCACUCCAGGGAUGAGAGCACAGACAGCGGCUUGAGUAUGAGCAGCUACAGCGUCCCUCGCACUCCAGAUGACUUCCUCAACAGUGUGGAUGAGAUGGACACAGGGGACCCUCUUCCACCCUCCAUGGCAACACAGCCCAGUCGUUUCCCUGACUACCUGGACACCAUCCCCGGGACAGACGUGGACCUGGGCACCCUGGAGGGCGAGAGCAUGGCGGUGGAGGGCGAGGAGCUGAUGCCCAGCCUGCAGGAGGCCCUGAGCUCCGACAUCCUCAACGACAUGGAGUCCGUGCUGGCAGCUACCAGGAUCGACAAGGAGAGCUUCCUCACAUGGUUAUAGAAGACGCGAGCGGUGCGCUCCUUCCUCCUCUGCCUACACUCUGAACUGCUGCCUGCUCUAAUCUGUGAAGGAUUCAUAGAUGCUUUUACAAGACAUUUCAGCGAGCGUCUCUGGACUUCCGUCUUUGUCUUGGCGUGUAAGGCCAACCCUCUUUUGAGGCAGUAUUCUUUUCACUGGUGUGUUAUCUCUUUAUUUUGUCUGUGUCUUCAAGGCUGGCCCAUGAACAGACAAUUACGCAAGGGUCCCCAAAUCUUUCACCGGUCUGUCAGUGAAUCAAGGGCAUCUUUACCUAGAGCAGGGGUCACUCCUUCCCCUGCUCUCCCCUCAUAUCCGAGCUGGGCGGGCGCAUGUACUCUCCUGCCUCUUUUUAUCUUGCAAUAUAGUGUGAAGCGGCGCUGCUUAACUGUAUUUGGGACUGUUGCAUCUAGAUUGAGUAGCUUUAUAUUUGGCCUUGUGAGGUUUUUAUUCUUUUGUUGUUUGUUUUCAACAAGCCUGAGAAACCAAAAAUGAUGUAUUUGAAGCAUAAAGAACAAUACUGAUUUGGAGUAAAGGUAACGUGAGGCCCAGUUUGAACAUGUUGGCUUUGCU